Molecule: messenger RNA, 1227 nt
Organism: Drechmeria coniospora
Lineage: Eukaryota; Fungi; Ascomycota; Sordariomycetes; Hypocreales; Ophiocordycipitaceae
Exons: 1
Coding region: 1-1227 (408 amino acids)
Source: RefSeq, a predicted model, not a curated record
AUGGGCCCACUAUCCAUUGCCGCCGCCGUCGCCCUCUGCGCCUUGCAGACGGCCUCGGCGCAGAGCGACCCCAUCACGAUGCAGGAUAUUUCCAACAGAAUCUGGAGCCAGCUGGUCGGGAACCAAUGCCACCCGUUUGGCAAUUAUGCACUUGACCGUGACAUGAACCUACCCCCUUGCAUCGCCGAGCAGGUCAUCGCCUUGAGUUGCGAGAGGAUGACGCAGGCGCUCGAGCCGAACGCUCCGGAGGCGAACCGCAACGCCUACAAGGACUGCCUGCUCAACGAGCCGAGCACUUUCCUGCGCGACCAGCGCAACUGCCUGCUGUGCAAGGGUCUCACCAAGACCCACUCGCCCGAGCAGAACGAGUAUUACCGAACGGCCUUUCGCAAGGCGACGGAGAAAUUCAGUGCAUCAACGCCGACGGGCUCGCUGUGGAGCAUGACAGAGAUUGAUAAGGACUCGAAUGCAUACCGUGAACUGCCGGUGACGAAGCCGAUCAAGGUCUCGAACGAGACCAUGGCCGAAUUCUUCCGCGAUCUCGCAGGGCCAUCCAAGCUUGGAUCCUUCCGCCUCGAAGGAGCGCAGCAGAUAGGCGCAUCGGCCGAGACCAAAAACGGGACGUCGAAGACUGUGAAGGGCCCGAUGCAGUGCCAGGACCCCAUCGGCCAGGAGAUCGAGGUCAUCAUGCCAACCGGCGGCCGCCCCACCACCGGCGCAGGGAACGACACGAGGGCAACUGAGGUCAAGGUGAUGCACGUCAGCCAGUGGAACUACUUCAGCUUCACGAGCAGCACCAACUUCACCUACGCCUACUCGUGGCAGCCGCCUGUUCGGGUCGCCGGCAUCAGGGGACGUCCGGCAACGCAGGAGGACGUCAAGACGCUGCCCAACGGCGCCGGCUGCGGCUCGUGCGAGAAGUUGAUCUCGCCCGAGCAAAUCUCCAAGGCCGCCGCGGCCACCGUCGAGGACGCGUCCGAGCUUGGCAUCUCCCUUCUCGACAAGACGGCGCAGGUGAGCGGCGGAGUGGAGGGACAGAUCAGCGAGGCGGUGCAGGAGAAGAUUGAGGUUGCCGUCUACCAGGAGCAAAAGAGAAACGUCACCGUGUCGACCAACCCGCCGGCGAGGGACGCGCAGGGUGGCAUCCGCUUCAAGACGCCUGAUUCGACUCGCGUUCGGGGGCAACGUCCUGGAAAUGCCGUUCCCAAUUCUUGUUCGCAGAAUUGA